AUGUUAAGCUCACUACUCAACUUCACUGUCCUGGCACUAACCGGGACCCUGAUGUAUCGAUGGUCGUAUAAUGUACUAUGGUUUAAAUUGGGCCACUUGUUUGAUAACAUAUCACCGCCUUCUAAGAAGGACGAACUAUCAUUAUCUAACAGCUGGAGAUCAGAAAUAAAUGAUAACAGUACCACAUUUUUUGAAAAAUUCUACACUGAAUACUCACUUCCUUCUCAUACCAUUGUUAACUAUAUCAGAAUCUUCUUUUCCAUUGCAUUAACCUGCUAUACCAUAACUAUUGAAAUUAUUCUAUGGCAAAUUAAAUCUGCAACCGUUAAUAAAUCAGCCGAUUUUAUAACUAAUUGGAUCUGGCCUUUGAUCUCUAUUUCGCUCUCAUUGAUAUUGCUACUUUUCCAACCAUUUCUCAUUUUGCUUUCCCUCCUGAAUAAAUUCUUUAAUGAUAGAUUCAAUAUUGACCGUUUAGUGAUACCUACGAGCGCACUGAUGCUAGUAUUCAUCUCUAUUUUAAAUUUGAUUAAAUUUGGACCAUUCCAAUACACUCACAAUAUCUUAACAAGGUUGUCCAUAGCAGGAGUGACAUUAAUGGCGACAUUAUCUGGAAUUGCGACGGUAUCUACAUCCUACUAUACAUUCUUAUAUGUUUGGAACAAAUACAGAAAAAGCAAGAGAAGUAUUUCCAGGAUGCACUUAUCUGGUGAUGAUAGAAUAAACCAAAGAUUUGUCGUCUGGGCUUCCCACACUGAAAUUAAAGAAAAGUUAGAGUCAUAUUUGUACAACAUUAACCAGGACCUUAAUGCUUUAGAAAAAGUUAAGAGUGAGCCACAUAUGAAAAAUAACAUGGAGAUGGAGAGAUUGAUGGAAAGAAUUGGGUACCAUCAGCUAGAAGUUGGUAAAUUAGAAACGCUUCUGAAAAAGCCUUCCAACCUAAGGACUUUAAGAAAGGUUUUUGAUGUCGGGUUUUUAAUUUAUUGUGUAUAUAAAAUUGUUAACACUUUCACAGUUAGGAUACCGUCUAUCAUAAUUGCCUCACUGCAACCUCCAAUGGAACCUGAAUUCGACCUUUUUGAUAAGAAGAGAAUUUCUGAUCCUCUAGCUGUAACUUUAGCCAAUAUUCUGGAUUUUUUCCUAUUCCGUUUUAAUUAUCAACAUGACUUAGAUUCCCUUGUUAAACAAAUAUCACUGCUAUUAUCCACUUCACUAUUUGUAUGUUCCAUUUCCACUGUAAAUACAACAAUUUCAUAUUUAUUGGAAAUUCUGCCGAUAAGGUUUCAAGUCUUAGCAAUGUUUGCUAUGAAGAAUAACGACGAUAUAGAUAAUCUACCCACGUUUAGAAGAAAUUCAAAGAAUGCUAUGGAAAAAACACCAUCAAUAAUUAAAAAUUUAAUUGUCUCUGAACUAACAGGUAUAUAUGUAAUCGCAACUGUCUUGAUGAUAAGGUCGAAUCUACCGUUUGAAGUAUCAAAAAAGAUGAAGGAUCUUUUGGGAGAGAAAUUCACUGUCCCUAACAUAAUUAUUGAUUAUUGGUUUGAUGAAGUUUUUGCUGUUUCAUGCAUCCUCACAUCAAUAUUUAUAAUAUUUGCAGAAAGACGAUUUUCAAGUACAAAUAAAGCAAAGUAG
Messenger RNA from Naumovozyma castellii, 1629 nucleotides. RefSeq lists its product as uncharacterized. The transcript has a single exon. The record is from RefSeq and is a predicted model, not a curated record. Lineage: Eukaryota; Fungi; Ascomycota; Saccharomycetes; Saccharomycetales; Saccharomycetaceae. The coding region runs from base 1 to 1629 and encodes 542 amino acids.